Molecule: messenger RNA, 3072 nt
Organism: Rhopilema esculentum
Lineage: Eukaryota; Metazoa; Cnidaria; Scyphozoa; Rhizostomeae; Rhizostomatidae
Product: BTB/POZ domain-containing protein 2
Biological process (GO): neurogenesis
Cellular component (GO): cytosol
Molecular function (GO): protein binding
Source: RefSeq, a predicted model, not a curated record
AUAAUAAUCAAUGCCCAUAAGAUCUGCGGAAUUUGCAAUGUGUGUACGCAAAAACAUCGUAUACCCAAAAAGCUACAAAGCGUGCUUUUUAAACGGAUUACUGUAAUCACUCUGGAGAGAUUUAAAUAUAAAGUCAGGUUGAUUUUUUUGCACUUAUGUAAGCAUUAUUAAUUUUGUACAUGAUGCUAACGGAGCUAUUUUUUAAUUCACACUAGAGGAACCCUUUACAACUGUUCUGUUUAAUCUUACUGUGAGAGAGAAAACAAGGCUGUUCCGUGCUAAGAUUAAGUACAAAUCAUUUCUUUUAACGAAUUCCAGUUCUGAAACAAGAAACUACAUCAUUUAUGGUUUUGUCAACAUUCCUUUCCAAGAGACUAAAAAGUUUUUCUUGUGAACGAGGCGUAGAUCGGAACUGCGAAGCAGCAUUACAUAUACACCACACAUUGUUUUUGUUCGUUUUCGAGAGCAAAGCUGGAUAAUUUUUUGGGACAUCGUUGUUCCUUUUUUCUUCGUCAGUUUGGAGAUGCAGGAAAGUAAAGCUCAAAAUGAACCACCAAGUAACGUACGAAAUCAAGUAAGUAACUCACCCGUUUCAAGACAGGGGACAAGGAGACAGCACACUGCGGCAAGUGGGCUUAGGCCAUCACAGCGCUUGUUACCGAACAAUCAGCGCGAAGUUGACCUUGUAUCUUUUGCAGCUGCUUCGACACACGGCGCCCAUUCAACUGAGUAUAACUGGCAGGCUGCAAGGACAACCGUCAAAGAACGUUUAGCAUACAUGUUCAAUAACGAAACGCUUAGUGAUGUUCACUUUAUUUUAGGUAAAGGUGGCGAAGCGCAACGAAUUCCUGCUCAUAAAUUUGUUUUGUCAAUAGGAAGUGUCGUUUUCGAUGCUAUGUUUAAUGGCGGAUUUGGCGAACAGUGCAAUGUAAGUGAGAUAGAAAUUCCUGAUGUUGAACCUCCCGCUUUUCUGUCCUUGCUAAAGUUUUUGUAUUCCGACGAAGUUCAAAUUGGGCCGGAUAACGUGAUGGGUACUCUGUAUGCCGCGAAAAAGUAUGCUGUACCAACUUUAGAAGCUGCUUGUGUUGAAUUUCUUAAAACAAAUCUUCGUGCAGACAAUGCAUUUACGUUGCUUUCCCAAGCUAGACUGUUUGAUGAGCCACAGUUAGCUGAGAUGUGCCUUGCUUGCAUUGAUAAGAACACGGUAGACGCCUUUAAUGCAGAGGGAUUUACUGACAUUGACUCAGAUACGUUGUCAGCUGUGCUAGAAAGGGAUUCAUUGGGUGCAAGAGAAAGCCAGCUUUUUGAAGCAGUUGUAAGGUGGGGUGAUCAUGAAUGCAGGAGACAGAAUAUCCUCAAUUCUGCAGAGCACAAAAGAAACCUACUUGGGGAUGCCUUGUACCUGAUACGGUUUCCAUUGAUGACAUUAGAAGAAUUUGCAAAUCAUGCUGCUCAAUCUGGAAUUUUGACGGACAAGGAAAUUGUCAGCCUGUUCUUACAUUUCACAGUCAAUCCAAAGCCACCAGUCAAGUUUCCUGAUCGCCCUAGAAGAUGUUUGACAGGCAAAGAAAAAUCAGUUGUAAGAUUUUUGAAAACUGAAGCACGUUGGGGCUAUAGUGGAACCAGUGACAGGAUUCGCUUUACAGUAAAUCGAAGAAUUUUUGUAGUUGGUCUUGGACUUUAUGGCUCUAUAAAUUCACCCACUGAUUAUGAUGUAAGCAUACAGAUCAUAAACCCUGACUCUGGUGUUGUUGUUGGAAGUAAUGACACAGCAUUUAGUUGUGAUGGAACAGAUAGUCUAAAUAGAGUUAUGUUUAAGGAACCUGUAGAAGUUCUACCAAACAUUAGUUAUACUGCAUGUGCCACUUUAAAAGGACCAGAUUCAUAUUAUGGAACUAAAGGUCAAAAAAAGAUCACUAUAGAGUUAGCCAACAGAGAGAAAGUGGAGUUCAAAUUUGCUUAUGCUGCUGGGAAUAACAAUGGAACAUCUGUUGAGGAUGGGCAGAUACCAGAAAUAAUAUUCUAUACAUGAAGCAGAAAAUGUUUGUUGGGGUUAACUUACUGAGUAUUGUGUAGCAUGGUGGUUGUAUGUAAAUACUGGCUUUUUGUACUUCAGAAGUACAACUUUUUAGAUUUAAGAAGAGUACAUGGUCUUUACUGUGUUUUCGUUAUGCUCAAUAUAUAACUCAGGGUGUAUGUGUAGGGGCACAAUGAAUGGACUGACAAUUUAAGUUCUACUGGUUUUGUUGUUAUUAGGAUGUGUAUGGGUUGUAGCAUAAUUGCCAUCAAUUUUCUAUCAAUAACUAAUUGCAAUGAUUACAAAUAUUGCCAAAAAUGUUGGUAAUUAUGAGUUGUUGUCAUCAACCUCUUGUUAUCCAAUCCCAACUGUUGUCAGGCUUCCAAAAAAUAGAAGUAUCUGAGCAGUAUAGCUUUGAUCAAAUUUUUCAUUGACGGAGAGAAUUUUCUAACAAAACUGGUAACAGUAUGCAAAGUUAAGUAGAUUAGAGUGAUUGUAGGCCUUUUGCUUGGAUGAUCACCCUCACCAACACCCCCGCAAAAUUACUGGCCCAGGCUAUGUGAUGCCUUUGCAAAACAUGUUUGGUCUGCUUUUUUUGAAAUGUUCCUAUAACAUCUGAUGUGAAUUGAUAAUGAGACAAAGAUUAAUGAAACAAUAGUUUCAAACUGAUUCAGUUCACAUAAUUUCUAUCCCAAGACACAAGCAGAAAGUGCCAGUUUUCAGAAUUGUUUUAAUUCAUGCUGAAUUUUAGCUAUAUUUGUGUUGCUCAUAGGGAGGGAGAUCUUUGGAUGCCUAGAUCUAAAGCCAGUGUACCAUAUAGUAGAGUAAGAGUUAAAGUGAAUGAUAUUUAGAUAGUCUUAAAAACUAGACAUUUGCUUUGUAAAUACACAUAGAAAUUUUCUAUUCAUUGUUUGUUUUUUGACAAGAAUAUAUAUGAUCAAGCUUAGCAACAUUUUUGUUAGAUAUAUUGAAAACAGUAAAGGCAUAAAUGGAAAGCAUAGAGUAGUGAUUUUUAUGUUUCUUGUUUUCAUAGACAAUGAUCUAAAACUUAUCAA